AAUCUGGAGUACAAGGAAGCUAAGCUAAUCCAUUAACUCUCAGUGCACUUCACUCCAUAGUCAGAGAGAGAGAGAGAGAGGUGCUGGAUUCUAUAGACAUGACUGCACUGAUGGGAUCUUAUUCCUGGUCAGAGAGCUUGGACUGUUCCCCCAUAGAUGGAGACCUCUCAGAUGGACUGUCCCCUCAUAGAUCUCCCCGGGAAAAAGGCUCGGAGACCCGCAUCAGAAGACCCAUGAAUGCCUUCAUGGUCUGGGCAAAGGACGAGAGGAAGAGGCUGGCAGUGCAGAAUCCAGACCUCCACAAUGCAGAGCUCAGCAAGAUGCUAGGAAAGUCCUGGAAAGCUCUGUCCCCGUCCCAGAAGAGACCUUAUGUGGAAGAGGCCGAGAGGCUGAGGGUCCAGCACAUGCAGGAUUAUCCCAACUACAAGUACAGACCCAGGAGGAAGAAGCAGAUCAAACGGAUCUGUAAAAGAGUGGAAACUGGAUUUAUGAUCAAUGGCCUCUCCAGGGACCAGAACUCCCUGCCAGAUAACAGGGGCUGCAGGUCAACUGGAGAUAAAGAGGACAGUCAGGGCUAUCCUUCCGGGACUGGUCUGCAGGACAUCAGAGGCUACAGAGAGUCUCAGAGUGGUGGCAGCAAACAUGACCAGUCCUACCCAUAUGGACUCCCAACCCCACCAGAGAUGUCACCACUGGACGCCAUUGACCAAGAGCAGAGUUUUUAUCCAUCUUCGUGCCCUGAAGACCACCACUCUCACAUCAACAGGCCCACCUACCAACCCGAAUACACCACCAGAAGUCCUAUCCUCUGCAGUCACUUAAGCCAAAUUCCCAUGACACAGCCUGGAGCACCCAUGAUACCCCCAGUACCCAAUUGUCCACCAGCCUAUUUCAACUCUAGCUACCAUCACUCCAUGCCCCAUAACUACCACCAUCAUGCCCACCUUGGUCAGCUGUCUCCUCCACCAGAUCAGCCACAUUAUGACAGUAUAGAGCACAUCAGCCAGGCUGAACUCCUUGCGGACAUGGACAGGAAUGAGUUCGACCAAUACUUAAAUACCUCCAUACUGGAGUCCAGUGAAAUGGCGAUCAAUGGACAUAUCCAGGUGUCACAGUCUGUAGACAUGCCACCCCAAGAGUCCACCAGCCUCAUCUCUGUCCUGGCAGAUGCCACUGCGACCUAUUAUAACAGCUACAGCGUUUCCUAGGCUCUUCUGUUGCCUAUCUGAAAAGACCAUGCAGUAUUAUUGGCAUCAAGUUAAGCUAAGGACACUGUCUAAUGCUCAGGGUUGUGUCAGAUAAAGACCAUACUGUCUCCAAAGUGACUGUCCUCACUCCUCAGCUGGAGACUGUCCUCACUCCUCAGCUGGAGACAGGUUGUUUUGGUAGA
Messenger RNA from Hyla sarda, 1390 nucleotides. RefSeq names its product SRY-box transcription factor 7 (gene SOX7). Bases 99 to 1208 code for a protein of 369 amino acids. NCBI's taxonomy places the organism in Eukaryota, Metazoa, Chordata, Amphibia, Anura, Hylidae. Gene Ontology annotation, molecular function: DNA-binding transcription factor activity, RNA polymerase II-specific; RNA polymerase II cis-regulatory region sequence-specific DNA binding. Gene Ontology annotation, biological process: anatomical structure morphogenesis; regulation of DNA-templated transcription; cell differentiation. The transcript is spliced from 2 exons. The record is from RefSeq and is a predicted model, not a curated record.